This is a messenger RNA of Malassezia pachydermatis, 2928 nucleotides long. Its product is annotated as condensin complex subunit 3. The transcript is spliced from 4 exons. The record is from RefSeq and is a predicted model, not a curated record. Gene Ontology annotation, biological process: mitotic chromosome condensation. NCBI's taxonomy places the organism in Eukaryota, Fungi, Basidiomycota, Malasseziomycetes, Malasseziales, Malasseziaceae. Bases 1 to 2928 code for a protein of 975 amino acids. Gene Ontology annotation, cellular component: condensed chromosome; condensin complex.
AUGCGACACACGCUCGUGGAAACGGUACAGACACACAUACCACCGCAUUUCCAAGAUGCCCAACACUCGUUAGCAAAUCACCGCAAGAACUGCGUGUCCUUGCUCAAGGUGCACAAGCAGUGUGCUCAAGUAACAGAGCAAACGGAGCGUGGCACGCGUCUGAUCGGUGAAAAGCUCUUCAAUGAGACUAUAUUUUCAUGCCUCAACCGUGCGCUUGCGUUGAAGAAGGGUGUCAAGUCUGCUGAUCGCAUUUGUAAGUUCGUUGCGACGUAUGCGGCCUAUGCCCAGGAGCAAUUUAAUGCUGGCGUCGAUGAUGAUAGCGAUACGACGGCCACUCGCUUUAUCGCGAUUCUUCUGAAGCAUUUGCUGAAAGGAUUUCGUGCGAAAGACAAAAACGUGCGUUUGCGGUGCUGUGGAUGCGUAGCGCUGCUCAUCAACUCCAUUGACAGCAUUGAUGAUGAUUUAUAUGAGACUCUCGUUAGUCUCUUAAUGGAGCGCCUCACUGACCGUGAAUCUGGUGUGCGUGUACAAGCCAUUGUGGCCCUCGCUCGCUUACAGUCUGAUGAAGAAGGUACAGACCAACAAACUCUGCGUCUCCUUUUGCAUCGGUUGAGACACGAUGCCAGCGCUGAAGUGCGACGUGCCGCUUUGUUCAAUAUCACACCAACAACGGCUACCCUGCCGUACUUAUUAGAGCGUCUACAAGAUGUGGACACUACCAACAGGCGAUGCGUCUACUUGGGCUCGCUUAAAAUGCUCGUCGAUGCACAGCCUUUACUGGCCCGCGACGAUGGCGCAAGUGUACGCGCAAGCUUAGGCUUGGGCGAAGUCUCACUUAGCGAAGUGAUUCGCGUGGGUCUACAUGAACGUGAUGCUAGCGUGCAAAAAGCCGCACGGAAACUCGUGGCGUAUUGGCUAGAGGCUAUGGGCGGCGAUAUACUCACUUUGUUGGAACAUUUGCAUGUGAGUCGGACAGAGAAUGGUGAACCAGUCGUGCUGGCUCUCUUGGAAGAGUCACAGGAAGUCCGCACCACUGUGCAGGCCUUGUUGGAAGACCACAUGUCAUAUUGGGCAGCGAUGACGCCUGCCAAGGCCUUGCUAGCACGUUGCUUUGUGCUGUACAGUACAACGCAUCAUAUGGAACGAGCACUCGAGUCGUGCAUUCCUGUGGUCACGGCGCUGGUCUUUCGUAUUCAGGCAGAGUACGAAGCGCUGAGUCAGUCUCUCGAACAACAGGCCAUGGAAGAAGCAGAGGAAGAUGAUGGUGAUGGCCUGCCUAUGGUCCAGGACGACCUCGCACUCUCUCGGGUGUUUACUGUUAACGAGAUGUUGACACUUGCCAUGUACUGCGAUUAUGGCGAUGAGAUGGGCCGUCGAAAAAUGUACAUGCUGGUCCGUGAAAUGCUUGGCAAUGCAUGGCUUCCUUCCAAACUUGUGCCACGAUGCCUUGAUGUGCUGCUCCGUUUAUCAAGUGGGCAACGUGACUUUCUGCAGCUGGUCGUCGAGCUGGUUCAGUCUCUCGAAGCGGAUAUCGAUGAGGACAUGGCUCCUAUGGCCAACGAGGGGGAGGAUGGAGUUGCUAUUGCUGAUACGUCCACCACAAGGCAGGCGCUGUCAUGGCACCAGCGCGUGGUCGACGACGCGUCGCCAGCCCAGGCGGCACACAUGGCCGAGUUGGAGGCUCGUCGAUUGUUGAUUGUACGCUCGAUGCUAGAGCGGUUGUCGUGCUCCUUACAAGGAGACGCGACCUUGGAAGGUCUAAUCCAGGAACUGAUUGUGCCUACCGUCCAGAGCAAAGAUGCGAUGUUACGUGAACAAGGCUUGGUAUGCCUUGGUCUCUGUUCCUUGCUGGAUCCCAAAACGGCGUUGGUCACCUUUCCUCUCCUUCUAAGUCAGAUCCAACGUGCGCAAGGCACAAUUCGUGUGCGAUGUGUGGAGUGUCUUUUUGACUUGACCGUCAUGCACGGCAUCGAUAUGCUAUGUGCACAAAGUGCGGAAGUCGCAGCGCAAAACGAGUUCAACGGUGACGAAGAACAAGGUCUGCAGUAUGCACGACAGCAAAUGAUUGGAUUCCUGCUAAGUUUACUAGAGCAUGAUGAUCCGCAAGUGCAAGCAACAGCAAGUGAAGGUAUUUCCAAGCUGUUAUUGACAGGCGUGCUGUUCGAUGACGACGUCUUGAAGAGUUUGGUCCUGACGUACAUGAGCCCAGACACGGCAGACAACCAAGCCCUGCGGCAAUGCCUUAGUUACUUCCUCCCGCUCUUUUGCAGUUCGGAUGUGCGUCAUCAACAUAUGAUCCAGCGUGUCUUUGUCGAUGUACUCGAUGUAUUGUCGAGUGUAUACGAGGACCCUGAUGCGCAGCUGCACAUGGUCACUCCGACGCAAAUCGUUCUUCAGCUUCUCGACUGGACGAACCCUGAACGACUAUUACUGUCACAACCAGAUGACAUGAUCCAUAUUGACAUGGCGAUUGAUGCCCUGCGGCAUGGCUUGACGUCGACGCGGCGCGAUGAACGGAAGGCCAUUGUCGCCAUGCUAUCGAAGCUCACUUGGCCGACAACAAUCGAUACUUCUCGUGCGACACAGCUUGCCUUGCUGGCAGACGCCCUUCAAUUGCGGGCCUACGAUGCCACGACGCGCAAUGCCAUUGCGCGCUUUAUCAGUGCACUACAAAAGCAUGCACCGUCUGAGCGCGAUGAGGCCACAGCAGAGGACCUUCGUGCAUGGAUCGCGACGCUACCGCCUCCACCACCUUCUCUGGUCACGCAGACGCAUGCGAGAGCACCUGCCCAUGCCUCCGCGUCCCACCGCCGUUCUGUGAGUGUCGCUAGCACGGCUAUGAGUGAACGUGAUAGUGAUAUGGAAGAAGACGCCGUGACGCCCAUGGAAUACGUGGAUGAAGAUGAUGAAGAUGAGCUUGCUCUGUAA